Molecule: messenger RNA, 376 nt
Organism: Rhipicephalus sanguineus (brown dog tick)
Lineage: Eukaryota; Metazoa; Arthropoda; Arachnida; Ixodida; Ixodidae
Exons: 4
Coding region: 68-376 (102 amino acids)
Source: RefSeq, a predicted model, not a curated record
GGUUAAGUUAGAGCGCAUCAGAGGUGGACUCUCUUGAAUCGAGAAUUCGUCCUGCAGCACGGAUAUUAUGCGCCCUAGGAGCUUCGCUAUCGCCUUUCUGCUUCUCGCCGCAGUUGUGAGCCAAAGCCGAGGUGGUGCGGAUAAUAUGAAGGAAAUGCUGAAGAGGGUAGUUGAAGAGAAGAUAACCGAUCCUUACAGCAAGCAGCUGUUUCUGAGCAAGUUUUCAGAGAUGCAGGACUGCCUUCUGGACAUGGCAUCAAUGACCUCUGCAUUAGCCAUACAGGUUGUCAACAAGAUGGUACCGGACCUAAACGACUGUGGUGCAAAGCUGUCGUCCGAGCCAGACGACAAGAAAGCAGACGUGAACUGCGAGUGA